AUGACCGGAAAACUGAACAUUUUCUUUACUGGGGCCACAGGUUACAUUGGAGGCAGCGUGCUCUCCCAUCUCCUCACGCACAAGGACGCGGCGGCCUUCCACGUUACCGCUCUCGUGCGUUCCACCGAGAAAGCGGAAAAACUCAAGACCCUCGGUGUCGAUACCAUCAUUGGAUCGUACACCGACAAGGAUUUGACUUUUUUAAAGGAAGCUGCUUCAAAGGCCGAUAUAGUCUUCACCGCUGUUGACGCGGAUGCACUCCCCCCUGCCCAAGCCAUCCUCGACGGACUCAAGCUGAAGUAUGAAGCGUCUGGCACGCCCUCGAUCUUGAUCCAUACUUCUGGCACAAGCCUCCUUCUGAAUCUAAACGACGCCCAAGGACUUCACAGCGAGCACAUUCAUUAUAGUGAUCUCGAGACGGAGAAGCUGGAUGCACUCCCCUUGACUUCCUUGCACCGGAACGUUGACAUCCCCAUCAUGGAAGCGGAUAAAGCCGGCUAUGUCAAGGCAUACAUUAUCGCCCCAAGCGUUGUCUUCGGGAAUCCCAAAGGGCCACUUGUUGAUCGGGGAAUCCAAAGUGUCCACUCGAUAUUGACAAGAUUCCUCGUCAAAGCCGCAAUCGCUCGCAAGCAAGGAGGCUAUGUAGGCACAGGGGUGAAUAAGUGGGUGGCAAUCGAUGUAGAAGAGAAUGCUGAUCUGUACCUCAUCUUAUUCGACGCUGUUCGAGCCAACGCGGACAAAGUCCCUCGUGGCUACUAUUUCACAGAGAACUUAGAGUUCUCCUUCAUAGAGGAAGCCGCCGCGAUCUCGGAGGCUCUAGUCGAACUUGGCGUCGGCAACUCUCGCGAGCCUAGCCCCUUCACCGUCGAGGAGGGCGAGAAAUAUUUCGGGCCGUUCUUACUACCCGUGAUCGGUGCAAACUGUUAUGCCAAAGGCGACCGCGGCCGAGCAUUGGGCUGGAAACCGCAGCUGGGCAAGGAGGCGUAUUUGGAGUAUGUCAAGUCGCAAGUGAAGGUCUACCUGCACGAAGAAUAG
This is a messenger RNA of Cyclocybe aegerita, 1035 nucleotides long. The record is from the annotation of a GenBank genome assembly. Lineage: Eukaryota; Fungi; Basidiomycota; Agaricomycetes; Agaricales; Hemipholiotaceae.